AAGGUUUAAGACAAGAACUAUGAGCAAACAUAAAAUCUUAAUUUGGUGAUUUCAAUUAAGGAACAAGGACCCAAGAAGCGAUAUGUGAAGUUAAAGCAUAGCGUGGGACAUUGAGCAUCUCUAUUUAAGGCCUUAACUCUUAGCCAACUGGUCUAUUUCUCUCUCUUGUCUCUCAGUCUCUCAGUCUCUACCGAUUCUGUCUUGUCCAAAGAUGAGUUAUUUGGGGGUCGGAAUCACUCCCGGAAAUGUCGCCGUCUACCACGGAGGCAAGAUGAAGCUGAUUGAUCGGAGACUGAGGUUAACGGAGCUGCUCUUACGCUGCUCCGUCACUGUCUUCACUCUCCUCGCGCUUAUUCUGGUUGUUACAGACACACAAGUCAAGCAUAUCUUCACAAUUGAGAGGAGGGCCAAGUACACUGACAUGAAGGCGCUUGUGUUCUUGGUGGUCGCCAAUGGGAUAGCUGCGGUUUAUUCUUUGUUACAUUCAGUUCGUUGCUUAGUGGGUUCGAUGAAAGGAAGCGUUUUGUUCAGCAAGCCCCUUGCUUGGGCCAUUUUCUCCGGCGAUCAGGCAAUGGCGUACAUGUGCGUGGCUGCAAUAGCAGCAGCAGCAGAGUCUGGUUUGAUUGGAAGGGAAGGUGAGGAGAAGCUGCAAUGGAUGAAGUUGUGCAAUAUGUAUGGCAAAUUCUGCGACUGGAUGAGUGUAGGAGUCGCCAUCGCCUUGCUUGCAUCCAUUGCUAUGGUUUUCGUCUCCUGCAUUUCUGCUUUUAGUCUCUUCCGCUUGUACGGUGGUGCUACACAGAGACCACCAAGCCUCGCCGUGGUGAAGUGAAAAACGCUUUCGUUGUCUCUUAGUAGUGUUGAAAUGUUGUCAUUAAACCAAAAAAAGUGUAGGCCUUUUGGUUUUGUUUCGUAAAUCUUCUUCUUCUUCACCUUCCUUGUUUAAUAUGAUGAUGGUCUUUGUGACAAAUUAUAUGUAGAACUGGACCUAGUGUUCUUUGUAACAAUGUGCCAUUUGCUAUGAUCAAAU
Eutrema salsugineum is the source of this 1027-nucleotide messenger RNA. Its product is annotated as CASP-like protein 2B1. Lineage: Eukaryota; Viridiplantae; Streptophyta; Magnoliopsida; Brassicales; Brassicaceae. The transcript is spliced from 3 exons. The coding region runs from base 212 to 829 and encodes 205 amino acids. The record is from RefSeq and is a predicted model, not a curated record.